AUGGUUGGAGUUCCCACCAGCCAUCGAUGCGACACCUGCAAAACGCGGAAGAAGAAGUGUGACGAGAGGAAGCCACAAUGUACCCCAUGCAUUCGGAGUGGCUGGAAAUGUCCAGGCUACCAUAGACGCUGGAAAUUUGUCGAUGAGAUUCCUCAGCUCGAGGAACACUACGCCGAGAAUAAAUACGUAAUGGACGUUUUAAAUGCAAAAGAUUCUGAACUAACGCUCGACACACUUCGGACGACACCCUCCGUGCCUCGAUACUUCGACCCAAAACCCCUCGGUUCAGAGUUCAUUUACUCCCUGAACAGCAAUGUAGCAGGGAUGCUUUUUCCUCUCCAACUAGCCGGAUCUUUCUUCCAUUUCAUUCCGGCACGGCUGGGACGGAAUGUUGCUCUUGACGAUGCCAUUCAAUGCAUCUGCUCCAUCUACUCGAAGGCACUUCCUGCCCCCCAUGAAACAUCAAAAGGUACCUACCAAAGUUAUGCUAGGGCCAUUGCUUCCCUGAGGGCCUGUCUGGAUGAUCCUGUCUUGCAGAUGGAAUCCGAGACCCUGUGUGCAUCCAUUAUUUUGCAGUUUUGCGAACUGGUGGUCAACGUCGACAGGGGAGAAUGGAGCCAGUUGCUUCUUGGGACAAUCUGUCUGCUACAGUUGCGUGGUAUCCAACGAUAUGACAACGAGUAUGAUCAUGCGAUGCUGGAAAGUCAAGUAGGUUUUAUUUUCGGACACUCCCUCAGAUUCAGAGAUUCGUCUUUCAUGAGCUCUCCAGAGUGGCGAGCUCUUCUAUUCCACAAUUUGACGUGGCCUUUUCAAAUACAACAGCCGAAAAGUCUAAAGGCUAGAACACGACUGAUUGGGAUAUUGGUGGAUUUGCCAAUUCUGAUCGGUUCAGCUUCAGCUGAGAGCACGUCAUUCGAUCCCCAAUUGGACAAAAGAAUUGACGUUCUGAUUGCCAGAUUCUGUCAAGUUUCACUCGAGAUCAGGUCCUGGCUAGAAUUCGAGGCCGAGCCAUUCCUUACUGUCACUUCUUCCUGUCAAAACACCGACCUGAUCCAAUAUCCGGAUCUGACAAGUGCCAUAAACGACUGCGUGUCUCAUAAAGCUCUUUUGAUGAUUGAAAAAGCCUUACGUAUCUUGAUCGAGACACGGGGGACGGACAUUACCCUGACACUUGGCGCCAAAGACUUAUCAACGCCUUCCAGUUUGUUCAGAAAGAAUGCCAAUUCGCUGCUAAACCCCUUGACUUUGGUUUAA
Cadophora gregata is the source of this 1254-nucleotide messenger RNA. RefSeq lists its product as uncharacterized. The transcript is spliced from 5 exons. Lineage: Eukaryota; Fungi; Ascomycota; Leotiomycetes; Helotiales; Ploettnerulaceae. Gene Ontology annotation, molecular function: DNA-binding transcription factor activity, RNA polymerase II-specific; zinc ion binding. The coding region runs from base 1 to 1254 and encodes 417 amino acids. The record is from RefSeq and is a predicted model, not a curated record. Gene Ontology annotation, biological process: regulation of DNA-templated transcription.